Lipotes vexillifer (Yangtze River dolphin) is the source of this 1954-nucleotide messenger RNA. RefSeq names its product polypeptide N-acetylgalactosaminyltransferase 9 (gene GALNT9). Lineage: Eukaryota; Metazoa; Chordata; Mammalia; Artiodactyla; Lipotidae. The record is from RefSeq and is a predicted model, not a curated record. The transcript has 11 exons. Gene Ontology annotation, biological process: protein O-linked glycosylation. Bases 136 to 1950 code for a protein of 604 amino acids. Gene Ontology annotation, molecular function: polypeptide N-acetylgalactosaminyltransferase activity. Gene Ontology annotation, cellular component: Golgi apparatus.
CCGCAGCCCCCAGCCCGCGGCAAGCCGGGCUGGCUCAUGGUCCCCGAAGCAGCGGGCCAGACGGAGGCUCCUGUGGCCGCCGGGCCCACGGGGAUGCCCCGCGGGUGAGGCAGCCCCCAGCUUCCAGCCGCGUUCAUGGCGGUGGCCAGGAAGAUCAAAACUUUGCUGACGGUCAACAUCCUGGUGUUCGUGGGCAUCAUCCUCUUCUCGGUGUACUGCCGCCUGCAGGACCGCUCAGAGGGGCCGGUGCAGAUCGUGCGCAGCGCCGACCGCCGGGUGCGCAGCCGGCACGCCACGGUGGGCGCGCUGGCGGAGCGCGAGGCCAUCCUGCAACGCCUCGACCACCUGGAGGAGGUGGUCUACACCCAGCUGAACGGGCUCGCCAAGCCCAUUGGUCUGGUGGAGGGGCCGGGCGGCCUGGGCCAGGGUGGCAUGGCGGCCACACUGCGUGACGACAGCCAGGAGACAGAGGGCAAGUUCGAGGAAUACGGGUACAACGCACAGCUCAGCGACCGCAUCUCCCUGGACAGGACCAUCCCUGACUACAGGCCCAAAAAGUGCAGACAGAUGACCUACUCGGACGACCUGCCCCAGAUCUCCGUGGUGUUCAUCUUUGUCAACGAAGCCCUCUCGGUCAUCCUGCGCUCCGUCCACAGCGUGGUCAACCACACGCCCUCCCAGCUCCUCAGGGAGGUCAUCCUGGUGGACGACAACAGCGAUAACGUGGAACUCAAGCUCAACCUGGACCAGUACGUCAGCAAGAGGUACCCUGGCCUUGUGAAAAUUGUCCGAAACAGCAGGAGAGAAGGCCUGAUCCGGGCUCGGCUGCAGGGCUGGAAGGUCGCCACGGCCCCUGUCGUGGGCUUCUUUGACGCCCACGUGGAGUUCAGCAUGGGCUGGGCCGAGCCCGCCCUCUCGCGGAUCCGGGAGGAUCGCCGGCGCAUCGUCCUGCCGGCCAUCGACAACAUCAAGUACGACACAUUUGAGGUGCAGCAGUACGCCAGUGCGGCCCACGGCUACAACUGGGGCCUCUGGUGCAUGUACAUUAUCCCGCCCCAGGACUGGCUGGACCGUGGUGACGAGGCAGCGCCCAUCAGAACCCCGGCCAUGAUCGGCUGCUCCUUUGUGGUGGACCGGGAGUACUUUGGGGACAUCGGCCUGCUGGACCCGGGCAUGGAGGUGUACGGUGGGGAGAACAUCGAGCUGGGCAUGAGGGUGUGGCAGUGCGGCGGCAGCAUGGAGGUUCUGCCCUGCUCCCGCGUGGCCCACAUCGAGCGCACCAGGAAGCCCUACAACAACGACAUUGACUACUACGCGAAGCGCAACGCCCUGCGGGCGGCCGAGGUGUGGAUGGACAGCUUCAAGUCCCACGUGUACAUGGCCUGGAACAUCCCCAUGAGCAACCCCGGCGUGGACUUUGGGGAUGUGUCCGAGCGGCUGGCCCUGCGCCAGAGGCUGAAGUGCCACAGCUUCAAGUGGUACCUGGACAACGUGUACCCGGAGAUGAGGACCUACAACGACACGCUCACGUACGGAGAGGUGAGAAACAGCAAAGCCAGCGGCUACUGCUUGGACCAGGGGGCAGAAGACGAUGACCGUGCCAUCCUGUACCCCUGCCAUGGGAUGUCCUCCCAGCUGGUGCGGUACAGCGCCGAGGGCCUGCUGCAGCUGGGCCCCCUGGGCUCCACCGCCUUCCUGCCCGACUCCAAGUGCCUGGUGGAUGACGGCAGGGGCCGCACACCCGCCCUGAGGAAGUGUGAGGACGUGGCCCGGCCAGCACAGCGGCUGUGGGACUUCACCCAGGGCGGUCCCAUCGUGAGCAGAGACACGGGCCGGUGCCUGGAGGUGGAGAUGUCCAAGGACGCCAACUUCGGGCUCCGGCUGGUGGUACAGAGGUGCUCGGGGCAGAAGUGGACCAUCAGAAACUGGAUCAAGCCAGGGCGGCACUGACCCC